Molecule: messenger RNA, 702 nt
Organism: Pelobates cultripes (western spadefoot toad)
Lineage: Eukaryota; Metazoa; Chordata; Amphibia; Anura; Pelobatidae
Source: the annotation of a GenBank genome assembly
AUGUACACAGAAAGAUCCAACAUGUUCUGCGACUCCCGGGUUAGAACACAAAAGAUGUACACUGAAAUAUCCGACACGUUCUGCGACUCCCGGGUUGGAACACAAAAGAUGUACACUGAAAGAUCUGAUACGUUCUGCGACUCCCUGGUCAGAGCACAAAAGAUGUACGCAGAAAGAUCCGACACUUUCUGCGACUCCCGGGUCAGAACACAAAAGAUGUACACUGAAAGAUCCGACAAAUUCUGCGACUCCCGGGUCAGAACACAAAAGAUGUACACUGAAAGAUCCGACAUGUUCUGCGACUCCCGGGUUAGAACACAAAAGUUGUACACUGAAAGAUCCAACACAUUCUGCGACUCCCGGGUUAGAACACAAAAGUUGUACACUGAAAGAUCCGACACAUUCUGCGAGUCCAGGGUUAGAACACAAAAAAUGUACACAGAAAGAUCCGACACGUUCUGUGACUCCUGGGUUAGAACACAAAAGAUGUACACUGAAAGAUCUGACACGUUUGCGACUCCCGGGUUAGAACACAAAAGUUGUACACUGAAAGAUCCGACACGUUCUGCGACUCCCGGGUUAGAACAUAAAAUUUGUACACUGAAAGAUCCAACACGUUCUGCGACUCCAGGGUUGGAACACAAAAGUUGUACACUGAAAGAUCCAACACCUUCUGCGACUCCCGGGGUGACCCACUAUUGA